Candidula unifasciata is the source of this 680-nucleotide messenger RNA. The record is from the annotation of a GenBank genome assembly. NCBI's taxonomy places the organism in Eukaryota, Metazoa, Mollusca, Gastropoda, Stylommatophora, Geomitridae.
GUGACGAAAGUGUUGAUAGUUAUGUCGACGUGGAGUUAGUCGACAGCCACGAUGUUCCUAUGUCCACAGUCAUGUUUGAAGAAAAGUCCCCUGUAGCCAAAACAUUAGAUUCACCUCAGUCUCGAAGAAAGUUGGUUUUCGCAGCUCGUGUGGUCAGAAAGCCAAAGCCAAUAGGCAGGCCCCGGGGAAGCAAGAAAAGAACAGUUGCCGCAGCAGCCACUGGACAGGCAAGCACUAGCCAGUUCACACUCCAGCCUUGUUGCUCAAUAUCAAAUACUGAAACUCCAUCAGCCAGCCGUUGUGUCAUCGCUGUAGGACAGAAGCGAAAAUUCAAGUGUGAAACAGUCACCUCAGCCCCUGCACUGCCUCCAUAUUCGCCAGUGCUUGGCAACAGCUUCAGUAUGAACUUUCAUGAUUAUGCAAUGAGCCCUCUAUCUCCUGCCUCUCCGUCUUCUGCCUCCUCAUCUUCUGUUGAAAGCAGCAUGCUUGUGGCACCGACAAGAAGGCCUUACCGACGAAAUGCAUCUCUUGACGUUGUUGACAAAGAUAAGCAGAACCACCAUAACCAACUGGAGCGCAAUCGCAGACAAAAACUUGCAGACUUGUUCACUGACCUCAGAGUGGCAGUGCCAAAAAUCGAGGGCAAUCCCAAGGCAUCAAAAGUUCCUCAUUUUGAAUGA